ACAGCGACAAUGGUUCUGGCUCAUUCCAUUCCCGUCAAUCAUAACCAACAGCCUUCAAUAAAUGCUCAGCGCUCAGGCCUCAGGAGUGACUGCACCAAGCAUAUCCGUAUGUCUUUGGAGAUGUUUAAAGGUAUGCACCAGCUGCAGAAAUCCAUGUUCUCUAGAUCUCCCUCUCAUUCUCUCAUUCCCUCUCCCUCUCCAACCACCUUCGCCUCCUCGCCUUUUUCACACCCUCAGGAGGCGCAGUAACAAUGGGACGAAACACUCUCUACCUCGUCAUACCCGCCCAUGUCAAUCCACCGUCACACCAUCAUCAACCUCAUAACUUCACAGACCGCACCUUCCUUUCUUGACAGCAUGCUUCAAUAUCCCCACACCCUCGCAAACAGAUGAUCAUUCAACCCAACUCGCCGCAUUCCGAAUUGUGUCCUCAUCAAGCUGAACAAUGGGCAUCAUAUGAGCGUGUCAUGCAUCGUGGAUUUCUGUGUCUAGGAGUAGAAGGUGGGACGGCUUAUGCGUCAACGGCGUCGUAGGUCCCAACGAACUUGUGCAUCGAGCUGCCAGCGGAGGCGUUGGACCC
Messenger RNA from Laccaria bicolor S238N-H82, 580 nucleotides. RefSeq lists its product as uncharacterized. The coding region runs from base 62 to 325 and encodes 87 amino acids. Lineage: Eukaryota; Fungi; Basidiomycota; Agaricomycetes; Agaricales; Hydnangiaceae. The record is from RefSeq and is a predicted model, not a curated record. The transcript has a single exon.